GUUUUUGGGGACCAAAAUCGGCCGAGGAUGAUGGUGGCGAGUUGGAUCAGUGCGAUGGCCUGCCUGUUGGCGGCGAUCAACCAAGUGGCAUAUGCAGAUGUCGAAACCCACGAGUACGAGCCGAAGGACGAGGUGGUCGCAUGGGUCAACAAGAUCGGGCCAUUCAACAACCCGCAGGAAACGUAUACAUACAAUUCACUUCCGUUUUGCAAGGCUGAUGGUCUCGAGCUGCCGGAGGCCCAUGCGUUGGGCAUCGGUGAGAUCCUGGAAGGCAAUGAACUGUUCAAUUCCGGCAUGCAGUUGCAAUUUGGCGUCGAUUCGCCCAAGACGACGUUGUGCUCCCAGGUGUUUUCUGGCACGGAAGCGCAGAAGUUCAUCGAUGCCGUGGACGAGCAUUAUUGGUACCAGAUGAGCGUGGACGACCUGCCCGUGUGGGGCCUCGUCGGCCGCGUGGUCGCGGCCGACGACGACCCCGACAUCCUCAACGAGUUCUCCGUUGGCGACCGCUUGAUCUACACGCACAAGCGCUUUAGCAUUUCACACAACGGGCCCAACAUCAUCCAUGUCAACUUGAGCUACGCCGAAGUCGCGACGACUAUCCAAGCCAACAAGAAGAUCGAAUUCACAUACGAAGUGACGUGGACGCCGACGUCGAUUGAGUUUGACGAUCGCUUUGAUCGGUACUUGGAAGACGAAUUCUUCGAGCACCAGAUCCACUGGUUCAGUAUCUUCAACUCGUUCAUGAUGGUCAUCUUUCUCUGCGGCCUCGUGGCGCUCAUCCUUCUGCGCACGCUGCGCCAAGACUAUGCCAAGUUUGCCGCCGACGACGACGAGCUGCUGCUGGAACCCGGGCAAACCAGCUCCAUGCUCAAGGACGAGGGGUCUUCCGGGUGGAAACUCCUCCAUGGGGACGUGUUCCGCGCGCCGCGACACCUGCUUCUGUUCUGCGCGCUCCUGGGCACAGGCGCCCAGUUGCUGGUGCUGACAUUCCUUGUGAUUGUCAUCUCAAUCGUGAGCUCUCUCUACAUGAAGCCCGGCGGCGUCGUGUCGGUGGGCUUGACAUGCUACGCGCUGUCGUCGCUCGCCAACGGCUGGGCCAGCGGCGCAUCGUACCAUCAGUUCUUCUACCCCCGGGUAUCGAAAGACUGGAUCAAGGCGAUGCUGCUCUCGGCGGGGUUGCUGCCGUCUGUGGUGUUUGUCUCAAUCUUCUUGAUCAACUUGACGUCUAUUGCGUACGGCACCACGUACGCCAUCCCGUUCGUGACCAUCGUGCAAGUGAUCCUCGUCUGGUUCUUUGUGUCGUGCCCGCUGUCGGUACUCGGGACGAUCUUGGGCCGCCACGGCGCCGCCAAGCGCGGGUUCCCUUGUCGUGUCAACAAGUUCCCGCGGGAAAUCCCCCCCGCGCGGUGGUACCUUCGCCCCGCCGUACGAGCUAGCCACACGUAUUUCUUGCACCUUGUCACACAUAAUGUCGUAGGUACUGGGGCUGCUCACGGGGGUGCUGCCGUUUGGGUCGAUCUUCAUCGAGAUGUACUUUAUCUUUGCCUCGUUUUGGAACUACAAGUUCUAUUACGUGUACGGGUUUAUGCUGCUUGUGUUUGUGAUCCUGUCGAUUGUGACACUGUGCGUGACGAUCGUGUGUACGUACUUUCUCCUGAACGCGGAAAACUACCACUACCACUGGACGUCGUUCUACGCCGCGGGCAGUACGGCGCUGUACGUGUUUGUGUACUCGGUCUACUUUUACUUUUGCAAGACGCACAUGUCGGGGUUCCUGCAAACGAGUUUCUACUUUGGCUAUAUGGCGCUGUUUUGCUUUGCAUUUUUCAUCAUGUGCGGGACCAUUGGGUACUUUGGCAGCAGCGCCUUCACCAAGAGAAUAUACAGAAACAUCAAGGUCGAGUAGACCCAGUCCAGGACGUCCGGCAUGCGACAACGUUUGGACUCGAGCCACUGUAGCCAAGCACGUCCGAUCGAUCGCGGAUAACCCAACAUAUUAUUUGCACAUUCCGAAAUGUCUUCAGGAAAUGGCAGAAAAUGGCCGUUUUUCGAAGAAAAGUUGCCAAAAUCGAACGAUUCCUUUUUUCCUGAA
Messenger RNA from Aphanomyces astaci, 2092 nucleotides. RefSeq lists its product as hypothetical. The record is from RefSeq and is a predicted model, not a curated record. Lineage: Eukaryota; Oomycota; Saprolegniomycetes; Saprolegniales; Verrucalvaceae. Gene Ontology annotation, cellular component: membrane. Gene Ontology annotation, biological process: protein localization to membrane. The coding region runs from base 28 to 1959 and encodes 643 amino acids. The transcript has 6 exons.